Molecule: messenger RNA, 1518 nt
Organism: Metarhizium album ARSEF 1941
Lineage: Eukaryota; Fungi; Ascomycota; Sordariomycetes; Hypocreales; Clavicipitaceae
Exons: 4
Coding region: 1-1518 (505 amino acids)
Source: RefSeq, a predicted model, not a curated record
AUGAAGACUCGGCAAAGAAGCCCUCGCAAACCUCGAGGCGCGGCACCCGCUGACUCCCAUUCGGAGCAAGAGGUAACAAAGGUGAAAAGAUUUGCCGCGGCGUCAAGUGUUCGUAGUGCCAGGUUCUACAUAGACGAUGAACGCAGGAAAACAGACACCACUACUGGGGCACAGUAUCUGGAUCCACCGCCUGAAGGUGAGAACCUGCUAGAGGCAGUCCUCGUGAUUCCUAAAGGGCAUAUGCUUCUUCAAGAGUUGUCCGAUACCUCUUUACUCGAUACUAUCAAGACGGAGAAGGAGGUCUGGAUCAAACAGGACAAGCAUAACGUUCUGCAUAUUUACAGCCGCACAAUGUGGUGUCUACAGGAGGGAUUCAAAGCUGUCAACUGGGCUCUUCAUGAUUUGAGCCUGGCGAGACAGAAUGUGUCUACUCGAUUCUUGGUCCAGAAACCCAUAAAUGCUGGUGCAGACGGUCUCAUCACCGUCAAUCUGGAUUGUCGUCCUCGAGUACAACAACGUCAAAGGACGCUGACCGGGACCGCAGAGGUGGCUGCCAACGUCCUAAAGCAGCUCGGUUCGAAUUUUUCGUCUUCUAUGAACACGCUUCGGACCAUUGAACGGCCGCUUCGUAUGCAUGUAGCCUUUGGGCAAGUUGUCAUUCGAUCCCGGAAGAGAGGGGUAGGAAACACCAUGCCAUACUCCGAUUUUACACAGAUGGCUCUGCAAUAUGGAACUAAAGGUGGAGCUGAGCUAGAUAUGAGAAUGCCAGAUUUCAACCAGACCUCAAAAUUGAUCUCACACCUCUUGGACCCUGAAACAAGCAUCUACCAUCGCAUAGAAUGCGUUACUUACAAUGACAGCAUUCGUAUCAAGAUCAAAGACCAAAUCCUCACAGCUGAUGUAGCAUAUAUGCAAAACGGACAGCCGAGCCUGACCAACUCCCGCUUGGUGGUAUCAGAAGAGUGGCCACCUCUUAGGUGGAUCACAGUAGCUCCAGACAGAAAAUAUGACUGGGCUCUCCAGGUCGACAGCAACUUGCAAGUUCAACCCAUACCUGAGCAUGUCGAACGUUUGCUCAGAGACCUUGUGAUCUGCACCGAAAAACCAGAGACUUGUGACCCGCGAGACCUCGAUCACAGAUGUUUGAACAUCAAUGUCAAGGGUCCUGCGAAAUGGACUGGCAAGCUGGGUGAGGUUCGUACAAAAUUGUCAGCUUUGAUACCCUUUCGCGAUACGCCAUUCGUGAUAGAGAUAAGCAGGAAUCAUAUAUGGAGAGAUGUGAAUACGAAUGAGGCUCUUCAUUCGUGGACGGAAAUCCAAAUGCUUGGUCGUCACUGGGAGGACAGCCUCAACUACAAAAAAAAGCACGAGUCGAAGAAGGACUGGGGCCUUCACCAGUGCAAUAUCUGGGCAGGCUCGGAAAUGACUGCAGAAGACCAGUUCGCAGGUUUUAUUUGCCAUGUUUUAGAGGUAUUAUCUGCGCUGGAAGGGUCAGACGUUGAUGACAUAACAGAGUAG